Messenger RNA from Cicer arietinum (chickpea), 1967 nucleotides. RefSeq lists its product as uncharacterized. NCBI's taxonomy places the organism in Eukaryota, Viridiplantae, Streptophyta, Magnoliopsida, Fabales, Fabaceae. Gene Ontology annotation, molecular function: RNA binding. The record is from RefSeq and is a predicted model, not a curated record.
UAGUAUCAUACACCUCUGCGCAGCAUACCUCAAAAUUCAAAUAUUCUUCUACUCACUGCAGAAACCCUCUUCUUCUCCACUUUCAUUCCUCCACCGCCCCACCUCCUUCACCGGCGACUCCACCGUAUCUCUCUCCUCUGUACACAAUUUCAGUUUUGCAAGCAUAUCCAUUCCAUCACUUCACUUCACCAUAGCCACACCAUAAUUGGAGUCGUGUUCAUGAUUCAGAACUUGGGGAUUUUAGCGUGUCGAGCUAGAUAUAUUUUGCUGAGAGAAAUAUGGCGUGGAGAAUUUUCGCAUCACCACUUUUCAAUAAAUUUCACUUCCACAAUAAUCUCAUCCCCUUCUUCUCCUCCAAUUUCUUACUUCGCAGAACAAGUUUGAACUAUGAUGUUAUAUGCAAGGUUUAUGGGCAGGAACCUAUAUUUGGCCACCUUCAGGAUUUGAAAGUUCCUUGCAUAGUAGGGUGCCUAAGCUUUCAUUCAGGUCCAUUUUCAAAGUUUAAUAAUGAUAAUAAGGUUGUGGAGCAACUUCAAGAUUCUGAAAAUUCCCCUAGUACUAAUGGUGAUGAUGUCAAAAUAAUGAGGAAAAAAUUCAAGGGGAAAAGAGCUGUUGUAAGGUGGCUUAAGUUCUUUAGAUUUAAGAAGAAGAAAGAGUAUGAAAGGAUGACCACAGAGGAAAGAAUUUUAUACAAGUUACUAAAGGCUAGAAAAAAAGAAGAAAGACUUUGUGAAGCUCUGAAGAAGAUUGAGCCGACAGAAUCAUCAGAAACAACCCAUGAUCCUGAGAUAUUGACACCGGAAGAACAUUUUUUCUUCUUAAAGAUGGGCCACAAAUCCAAAAAUUAUGUGCCAGUUGGAAGAAGGGGAAUUUACCAAGGUGUAAUUUUGAACAUGCAUCUACAUUGGAAAAAACAUCAAACUUUGAAAGUGGUGGUGAAGACAUUUUCACCAGAGGAGGUUAGGGAGAUUGCCACGGAUCUGGCAAGAUUGACUGGUGGUAUAGUGCUCGACAUUCAUGAAGAUGACACAAUAAUAAUGUACAGAGGCAAAAAUUACUCUCAACCACCAACAGAGAUAAUGUCUCCACGUGUCACUCUUUCAAGAAAGAAGGCAUUGGAUAAAUCAAAAUAUAGGGAUGGCCUCCGAGCUGUAAGGAGAUACAUUCCCAAACUUGAGCAAGAGCUCGAAAUUCUUCGAGCACAACUUAAAAGCACAGCUGAAAGUAACACAGAAGCUGCCGAGGGAAUCCAAAUAAGUGACAAAGUGAGUGUUGAACCAAGUAGUGUUUCAGAUUUCCAGCUAGAGAAAUCGGAUAAACUUCGUGCAAUGAUAAAUGAUAACAAUGGAUGCUCAGAGGAUGAGGCAGAUAUGGACUCUGAUUUCGAUUCAUAUUCUGAUAAAUUAUCAGACAUCUUUGAGACAGAUUCAGAUACAGAGAACUUUGUAAAGGAGAAGAAACGUCUUUAUUUGGACGAAUUUAAUCAUUUUCCAGAGCGAAGUGAUGGAGACACAGAUGACUUAGAGGAGCAUCUGCAACAAAUAUCGUUGAACUCCAAAAACAUGAAAAAAGAUGCUGAGUUGCCUAAGUUUGACGAAGUUGACCGCAUUUUUCUGCGUGCUGCAUCAUUUUUACAGAAGAAGAGAAAAUGAGACUGAUCAUUGUACUUGAUGUACUUUAUUUUGUUGGGAGAUGGCAUUAUAGUAGUGAUUUUUGGAGGAGGUAAUCCUAUUUCAUUUAUGGAUUAACAGUAUUUUUGGUCGUGAAAUAUAUGCCCAAUCUGAUUGUAGUCUCUGAAUUUUCUUUUUAUUUAUUUAUUUAUAAAAUUGUCCUAAAAGUUUAGAUUUUUUCACUAUCAAUCGCUACAGCCAAUCGUUGUCCGAAAAUGAUGGUGAGAAAAUAACUGAUGUGGCAAACAAAUGGCUUAAAUGUCCUAUUUUUAAUGAUGUAUAAUUUUUUAUGACUCA